Messenger RNA from Spea bombifrons (plains spadefoot toad), 1541 nucleotides. It is a transcript of the gene SF3B4, whose product is annotated as splicing factor 3b subunit 4. The record is from RefSeq and is a predicted model, not a curated record. Gene Ontology annotation, molecular function: RNA binding. Gene Ontology annotation, cellular component: U12-type spliceosomal complex; nucleolus. Bases 81 to 1256 code for a protein of 391 amino acids. Gene Ontology annotation, biological process: positive regulation of mRNA splicing, via spliceosome. Lineage: Eukaryota; Metazoa; Chordata; Amphibia; Anura; Pelobatidae. The transcript is spliced from 6 exons.
GAACAGUAGAGCGGAUGUGAGGUAACGGAAGCUGGAAUCCUGAGGAAAGCGCGAGGCGUUUGUGCGACUGUGGAGGCAUCAUGGCGGCCGGGCCGAUUUCUGAGAGGAACCAGGACGCCACGGUUUAUGUUGGAGGACUUGAUGAGAAGGUGACGGAACCUCUGUUAUGGGAGUUAUUCUUGCAAGCCGGACCGGUGGUGAACACACACAUGCCCAAAGAUAGGGUAACAGGGCAGCACCAAGGUUAUGGUUUUGUGGAGUUCCUGAGUGAGGAAGAUGCAGAUUACGCUAUAAAAAUUAUGAAUAUGAUAAAGCUGUACGGGAAGCCCAUCCGAGUGAAUAAGGCUUCAGCACACAACAAGAAUCUGGAUGUCGGCGCCAACAUCUUCAUCGGAAACCUGGAUCCGGAGAUUGACGAGAAGCUGUUGUACGACACGUUCAGCGCGUUCGGGGUUAUCUUGCAGACCCCAAAGAUUAUGCGAGACCCAGACACUGGGAACUCAAAGGGCUACGCCUUCAUCAAUUUCGCCAGCUUUGAUGCCUCUGAUGCAUCCAUUGAGGCCAUGAAUGGACAGUAUUUGUGCAAUCGGCCCAUCACAGUGUCUUAUGCCUUUAAGAAGGACUCUAAGGGUGAGCGGCAUGGUUCGGCAGCCGAGAGACUGCUGGCUGCACAGAACCCGCUUUCCCAGGCCGACCGACCUCACCAGCUCUUUGCAGAUGCCCCGCCCCCUCCCAGCGUACCGGCCGUCAUUACGUCUCUCACAAGUGCAGUGGCAGCUGGAAUGCCUGCGUUCCCUCCUGUCCCCCCGCCCGGAGCAAUGCCUCCUGGGAUGCCCCCUUCUAUGCCUCCUCCACCCAUGUCUCCAGUUACCGGUGCUGGCCAAGCUGGAGCUGGGGGUCAUCCUCAGGUGCCACAUCCCUUCCAGUCUGCGGGUCUGCAUCCUGGGAUGCAGAUUCCACAUCCUGGGGCCCACAACUUGGGACCCGGUCACCCAGGAGUGUCACAGCUUGCAGCUCGUCCUCACACUAUGGGCCAUCCUGGGCCACCACCGAUGGGAAUGCCUCCACGAGCACCACCAUUUGGCGCCAUGAGUCACCCAGGAAUGCCACCAGGCAUGCGCCCUCCACCUCUGAUGCCACCACACGGCUACAACGGCCCGCCCAGACCUCCUCCAUACGGAUACCAGCGUGGCCCUCUGCCCCCACCCCGGCCUGCUCCACCUCGGGGUCCCAUGAGGCUCCCCAUGUCCCAAUGAGCAGGAGACGGACCUUUCAGCUCUGCAUGUUUUACACCUCUUCACAUGGACAGGUCUACUUUAUUUCUUACCUUCUUUACCAAGUCUGUUUACAAAGAGCGGCGGAAACCAGCAGUCGAGAUGAAUUCAAGCCAUUACAGAUUUACAUUCCACGCCAAGGAAGCAAGGCGUUUCCCUAGAGAUGUGUUAAACAUGCAAACCGUUUGUUUUCUAAUUUUGUUAACUUCUAUUAAGCAUGUUUUUGUAAAUGGUAGAUUGUAAUAAAGAAAUGGUUGCCUGUUUAAA